Arabidopsis lyrata subsp. lyrata is the source of this 1260-nucleotide messenger RNA. RefSeq lists its product as uncharacterized. Bases 364 to 1260 code for a protein of 298 amino acids. The record is from RefSeq and is a predicted model, not a curated record. The transcript is spliced from 2 exons. NCBI's taxonomy places the organism in Eukaryota, Viridiplantae, Streptophyta, Magnoliopsida, Brassicales, Brassicaceae.
CCACUUUCGCAAAAGCCUUUCAAAAUGUACCAUUUCUCAAUUGCACGCGCUCGACCAUGGACGAAAAUACCCCUGAUUGGGAUAGAGAGGCUGUGUCAGAGACGGAGACAGCUUCUAUCGGCGCUUCCAAAGAAGGAGCAGGGCAUCAAUUAAUGCUGCACGGUUACAUGUGGUAGAUAAUUGAUUUUAAUUAAUAGAAAUGAUAAUAGAGUAGGGUUAGGCCAUUAAUUGCUCUCUUAAUAUAUCAGACAAAAGAGCUUUGUAGAUCUGAAAAAACUGGAAAUCUGGGGAGAAAACUCUGAUGCUGGGCGAAAUUGGAGUUCUGCUUGAAGAAGGGUGCAUUUAAAGCUAAAGAAGGUACGGAUGGACGAAGGAGUAAUGAUAUUGGUCGGUUGCUGGGAAUGCAAAGAAAGUGGAGAGUGGCGAUUCAAGAUGUCGGCAAAGAAAUAUGCAAAGUGUGUAGACGUAAGCGCAGGAGAUACGAUUGCUGAUGUUGAGCAGAAAAUUGCCGCAGCGUUUGGAGUAGACAGAAGAAGGACAAAAAUGGAGCUGAGUUUUUGGUUCGAAGGAGGAGACACUGUCUACACGCAGCAAAAGAUGCCGCCAGUCUCUGUUGACAGCGAGAGUUCAUUGUCGAAAUUCAAAAAGGUAAGAAUAGAAAAGGGAGGUAUGAACAUGUAUCUAUGUUUAGAAGAAGACGAUGAAGAUGUGUCAAAUCUCGGGGGACAAGACGAUUGUCGGGGACAAGAAAUGGCGGGACAGCACAGAGGUGAGAGUGAAAGCACGCAGAUAAUUCCUGUAACUUUUGAGGAAGAGGACUUUUUAGAGGAAAUAUAUGCGUUUGAAGAAUCUUAUAAAAGGAAGGAAGCUGUGCUGCAAAAGGGAAAAGCUAAGCGGGGACGAGAAGAGGAACUGGUGGUAGCAUUGGGCACGGAUAGUGGAGGAUGGGCAUCCGAGUCGGAAGACAACAUGUUAAGUGAGGGAGAAGAUUCAGGCGACUAUGACUUUGAUAAUAUGAGGGAGUUGAUCGAUAGGGAGUACCCGCCGGAUUGGGAUCCUUGGAAGGAUUCGAGGAAGAAAGCAUUGACAAUUGCAGACGGAUCGCCGCGGGGACAAAAUGGUAGAGUGGAGGACGAUAUAUAUUCCGGUAUGGAGGACGAGAUAUACGAGGACGAUAUGUAUGUGGGGGACGAAAGUGUGGAUGCACAAGGAGGACAAACCCAGCCAAACCCAGCCAAUACUAGUCGAUGUCGAGGUUAA